Linum tenue is the source of this 1553-nucleotide messenger RNA. The record is from the annotation of a GenBank genome assembly. Lineage: Eukaryota; Viridiplantae; Streptophyta; Magnoliopsida; Malpighiales; Linaceae.
GCUCGACUAGGCUAGUGUUGCAUACUUGCAUCAACUACUGUUAUUUAGAAAGAAAAAGAAAAUCAACAAAACAAACAAGUGGCGCAGCGUAGGCUGUUGCUGGCUUGCCACAACUCCAAAUGCCAGCCACGAAAAUCCUCGGCUAUCUAUUGAGUGAUGAAAUCCCCUUUCCGACAGAAAUUUCAUUCACUGAGAGCCGUUUGAAGGAUUAGAAGAGGAAACUAGCGGUUUUCAUGGUGGGUUCGAUGUCUUCUUCUGGAGAUAUAUCGCUGACCAUUCGGUCGGAACUAUUCCACUCCAGAGCUAGCCGGUUAGACUCCCCGACGAGGCUGAGUACUACCACUACCAGAAGCAGAUGCGAUAUUAGCAGAAGAGGGUUUGCGAUGAAAGGAAUUGUGGCUUCAGGGGUUUCAUCUAUGGGGUCAUCUGCCCUGGCUACUGAGCCUAAGCAAGGAGUUGAAAGAUUGCCGUUCAAGCCAGAAGGCUAUAAUUAUUGGUCAUGGAGAGGUCAUAAAAUACAUUAUGUAGUUGAAGGAGAAGGUCUUCCUAUUGUUCUAAUACAUGGAUUCGGUGCUUCUGCUUUCCAUUGGAGAUAUAACAUACCCGAGUUGGCCAAAAUGCACAAGGUUUAUGCUAUAGAUUUGCUAGGUUUCGGAUGGAGUGACAAAGCACUUGUUGACUAUGACGCUAUGGUAUGGAGGGAUCAAAUUGUGGAUUUCAUGAAGCAGAUAGUGAAGGAGCCGGCAGUUUUAGUCGGGAACAGCCUUGGUGGAUUCACUGCUUUGGUUUCCGCAGUGGGGUUGCCUGAGCAAGUAGUUGGGCUUGUACUGCUAAACUCAGCUGGACAGUUUGGAAAUCCGAAUGCAGAAGCCAAUAAGACUGAAGAGUCUGUUCUGCAGAAGUAUGUUUCCAAGCCAGUGAAGGAUAUUUUCCAACGUGUAGUACUCGGUUUUUUGUUCUGGCAAGCAAAGCAACCAGCUCGUGUUGAAUCUGUCUUAAAAAGUGUUUAUAUAAACAAAUCCAAUGUGGACGACUAUCUUGUUGAAUCUAUCACUCGGCCAACUGCUGAUCCAAAUGCUGGAGAAGUUUAUUACAGAUUAAUGACGCGAUUCAUGUUGAAUCAAAGCAGCUACACUUUAGACAGUGCUUUGAGUAACCUCAAAUGUCCCCUUCUACUGCUGUGGGGCGAGUUGGAUCCAUGGGUGGGCCCUGCCAAGGCUAAUAGAAUCAAGGAGUUCUAUCCAAACACAACACUUGUGAACUUGCAGGCUGGCCAUUGUCCGCACGACGAAGUCCCGGAGCUUUUUAAUCAAGCUUUGAUCGAAUGGUUAUCUUCUCUAUAAGACCAUAACCGUUUCCACCAGCACUGUAAAGUCUUCUGAUAACUUUUGCAGCUUUAUACUAUAGUUUGUAUAUUCCAUUUUCUCAACAUUGUUCAUUUGCUUGUUUCGAAGUGAAAGCUGAUAAAACAUUGCUUUGUAAUUCUUAUCGUCUAUCAAUCUAUACUCGCUAAGCUUAGUAAAAAAACCACAGAAGGAUAUGGCAAAUCUUGU